Sphaeroforma arctica JP610 is the source of this 1299-nucleotide messenger RNA. RefSeq lists its product as hypothetical. The annotation marks the transcript as partial. The transcript has a single exon. Lineage: Eukaryota; Ichthyosporea; Ichthyophonida. The record is from RefSeq and is a predicted model, not a curated record.
GAGACCGAGGCGCUACAGAAAAGCCAUACCUUAAGCGCACAUGUUGUGGAGUGUCUCUAUCACUGUCGAUUCCAGUUACCGCUCACUCCAUCUGUACUGGCCAAACUGGGCCGACAAGAAUUGCCAUCGACCAAUGAAAUCGCAGCAUUGGAAUCCUCGACCAAUAGAGAUACAGCAUCGGAAGACUCAACCAAUCAGAAGACGGUCGACGCAAGCCCCGGGCCGCUUCCCUCGACCAAUGAAAACACGUCUAUUUCGGAAACCAAUGAAAGCGCUCCAAACGGCGUGCGUGGUCCGGUGCAUGUGCGUGUCGUGUGGCUAGAUGGUAUGACACUGUUAGUGAGCGAUGAGGUGGAGAGGAGUGUCGUACUCGAACACGAAGAACCACACAUGCAGGAGGAUAGGAGAGUAGACACUCAUACACGUCCCUUGCACGAUACACAUAUACAACAAGCCGAGAGAAAGACGCACGUGAAUGGUGUUUGUGCGGAUAUAAGGGGGCAGACAUGCAUGGAGAGACGUAGGUUACUGCCAGAUAAACAGAUACGGGCACACAUCCAGGGUAGUCACACGCACGCGGAGGCUCACCGACGCACCGAUAGUAUGCCUGCGAGUACGGAUACACCCACCCACACACAUGACAGUCAUAUUAAUACACCCACACAUACACAUAACAGUCAUACUAACACGGAUGCAGAGACAAGCGCCCAUAGUAGUCACUUACACACGGGUCACCCCAUACACCCUGCCAGCCCUGGCUGUAGCCAAGCGGACGGUGUCGGUGGAGCCACAUCAGCGUACAGAGUAUAUCCUGGGGCUGUGGUGUUGGACGUGGCGAAGGAGCUGGAUGAACACACUGAGACGGUUCGUAUUGGCCCGUGCACGGAUGUCUCUACUACUACGAAUGUGCAGGAUACCUGCACGGAUGGCUCUACUAUCACGAGCGUGCAGGACACGUCUAUGAAAGGGGUAGACAGCACUUGUUCACAGGAGAAUGCGUAUGCGGAGAUGUCUGCUGAUACCCGUGUCGAGUGGCGUACACACUGUAAACGGGAGUAUACUAGCGCAAGUACCGGUGGUAAGUGUAGAGAGAGGGUUAUAAACACCUGCCAGGGCUUGCGUCUGUUGAAGGCUCUACGGUUGGUGCCUCAGAUGGCCGUUGCCGGGUGUGUAGAUUGCGAGUCUGGGUCUAUCUCAUUGAGAGUGUGUGCCAGUGCUUAUGUACCAGGUAUGUGUGCUGGGGCUGGGGCGGAGGGUAUUGGUUAUGGGCUUUGGUGUGAGCGUUUCUAUCACAGAUGA